AUGGCACUGAAUGGCUCUCCGAGGAAAACUGUCCCUCUUGCGAGCGGGGACGGCGACACCCCGAGAAGGAGCGGACCAGGCAACGGGCAGAACGUGAUCAGACGCGUGUUCUAUUGUGGAGUUGUCGUGGAAGGGUGCGAGGGUGGGAAGCGCUUACCAGAUGAUGUACAGGACCUAGUGCUAUCCCUCGGUGAUCCGUGGCUUGGACAGGACCAGCACCACAUACUACCUUCUGCUGGUGAAACGACAUUGUCCGAGCAUAUCACCGGUCCCAACCAACGCCCACGACCGACUACGGAUGCGUCCGCGCUCUUGGAUGUGAUCAAUGAACUCGUAAAUACCGAACGAUCCUAUGUCAAACGCUUACGAAUCCUCAAACACGACUACGCAGACCCGCUUCGUCAAUUUUCGCGCUCCAAGAGCACAUCAAUUCUCCCGCCAUACGAGGCAAAAACCCUCUUCGGCAAUAUCGACAAUCUCCUACCCGUGAACGAGGCGUUUCUUGCGGAUCUCGAGAAGAUGAUGGAAGCGGACGGACCGAGGACGGUGGGGGGUGUGGGUGACGUUGCAUUGAGACAUUUUAAGGAACUGAGAGGCUUUGAGCACUAUAAACAGUACUAUGUCAAGCGGGAGGAAGCACAGACGAUAUUCGAGAGGGAGAUGAUGAAGAAAUCGUCAGGGUUUGCCGCUUAUCGAAUCAAAUACUCCAAUGCGGACUCGAGGAAUCGCGUCGGGUUGCGUGAGCUCUUGAUGGACCCCGUGCAACGGAUACCAAGAUACACGCUACUAUUCCGAACGAUGGUGAAGUCGAUGGGAUUGGACGAUCCGCAGCGUGCAUUGCUCAUAGAGGCGGACGAGAUUGCGAGCAAGAUUGCGCAAGCAGAGACAGACGAACAGACGCAGCGCGCUGCUGUGAUGUACUCGCUGAGUGCAACUAUCGAUGGAUUCCCUGCUGGACUCAUAUCUAACUCGCGACGGUUUAUUGAUUGCAUCGAUGUGGACGAUGUGAUCAUGGAUGCCCCUAUGGGCGCAUCCACGUCUGCAUCUAGUUUCUCUGCCACCGCGCUUCAUUGUACGCUCUUCCUGUUUGACGACAAACUUAUGAUCGCCAAGCGCCCUGGAAAUGGAGAGAAGAGUGGCAAGACGUUGGCUGGGCUGGACGAAGUGCAGAAAUUGGCCAAGACAGGGGGUCUACCCCUAGGACUCAAGAAAAGUGGCAUGAGUUGUAAAGGCAUUUUUGACAUAACUGAUAUUGUAGCCGCGGAUGUCGGCGAUUCCGAAUUCCAUGUGUAUCUUGAGAACCCUCCUCAGGAUCAGGGUGACAGGUGGUCGGGUCGCCCGUUCCGCUCCCUUUCUGUAGUUUUCCCACCGGCGCCGAUAAACUUGGACCCCUCUCGUACCGCUGUUGAAAAGGAGCGAUUUUUGGAGAAUCUAUGGUCGGCUCAAGCGAAGUACAGGACUAGAUACGGUCAGUCUGUAGUGCUUUGUGCAGACGAGGCGGAAGUCGAGGCCAAGGGCAGCAGGACUACUAUGGCACGGACAUAUUUCAACGUCUAUCAGCGCACUGCGUUCCUGCAGGAAAUCAAGAAGACCAAGAUUGUGAUGCACAUUGAUCCCCUCGGUACCGCUGAUCCGAUAUCUUUUGGUAUGGAUGGCCCGCCCUACGUGAUCGUUCGAGUGCAGCCAAUGGCAGGCGAGAUUUCGCGGUACUCCGUCACAUCGACGGAUCCUAGUGGUGACCCCGAAGAGGAGAUCGUACAAACGGCACGAAUACCAGGACGUAUCGUACAAACCAUUCACCAUUAUGGGCUGUUCAAAUUCCGUACUAGUAACGACUCUCGACCGGCGACACCUACCGCCAGUGCCCGAUCGCGAGCGCAUAUUUUCAGCUUGGAUGCGAUAUCUAGGAACCUUUUUAGUUCUAAACCGGUUUCGACGAGAAGCGAGUUAUUUGGUGGUUCUAUUAGUGGCCAUCGCCGUUCGCGAUCCAAGUCGACUACCAGUCGGUCCUCAAUAUACACUCAAACUACGACAACCGGAGAUGGCAGCCUUGCCAAGUUCUCUUAUCGUUCGGGUGGUUCAACAACCACCGCUGCCACGUCAUUGGCUUCCGGCGAAGACGACUCCUUCAGUGUCAGUAGAUCUACCAGUUCGCGUAGGAAGUUGGUCAAGAGAGGACCGUCGCCUAGUAACAGUCGAUGCUCUCCAGAACCUUCAUCUAGGCCAGCCUCUCGCUCCACUUCUCGAGACAAUCAUCCAAUCCCUGACGAUGCAGAAGUGAGCCUGGAUAGGUCGGAAGAUGAUUUGACGUCACGGCUGGAGCUGGCUCGGAGAAACAGCCAGAAUCAGCACGGCAAGCCACUUCCCCCAUUACGGGAAAACACGCAGAUUGAGGAAACUAUAUACGAAGAAGGACCACCACUACAGUUGAAACGCGGAUCACGAAUAUCUACUACGAUGGAAGCAGCCAGUCCCAUGUCAUCGGAGUCUCGACCACGAUCGCCAGCCUCGGGAGUUUCUUCACUAUUGAAGCCCUCUGUGCCACCAGCUAGUGAGAUUCGCCGAUUCGGUCCACGUAGUCCUUCAUUACCUCCCACCAGCCCUGCAUCGUCGCGCUUGCAGCUCGCAACAACGGAAGAUUCAGAUAUGGAGCUAGAGGAUGAUACGUUCCGACUGGAAGAGCCUUCUCUAACUGCUCUUCGCAACGAUACGCCUUCCUCACCUCUUCCCCGACACAAGCGUCCACAGCAAACAGCGGCAGACACACCGAUAUCUGCCCCUGUCAGCAGUAUCGAGCCUCUGCCUAUUAAGAAGAAGUCUUCCGUACGCUCAGGACAUAGUGUAUACCCUUCACCGAGGAGGCCGUACAGAAGGAUGUCGCCAUUAUCCAAAACUACCGCAAGGACAAUCUCACCGCGUAAGGUAUCACUUGAAAAGAAGGCAAAUCGCCCCUCAGAUCCACUCGCUUACACUGGAUACAUCGAACGCAUCACGCAGAUGGUUUCCACUACCAAAGAAGACAUCGACGGUUCUCGUCGUGCGCUCAAACGCAUCAGGCUUGACGUAGAUGAGUUGAGGGCAACCUCAUGCAAUGGUUCAGCAGAUCCACGGAGGUCACCGUCGCCAGAUAAAGCCCUUGCACGUACCUCUUUACGGGCCAGUCCUCCGCCAUUAACGAAGGAAGCUCAAGCCCGCAAGCGGCAGACGGAAGGGACACCUCGAAUACGUCCCUACAGUAGUUUCAUUUCAGAAAGCCCGUUAACACCUGAUGCCACUGGCAACCCCAUCAUCAGCCGGCUGGAGGUGUCAGCCAAAGACGCAGAUCAGUGCAUAAAUCGCGCGGUCACUAACCACGAGAUGCUCCAGGUUUGUCUGGAACAACUGUUCCAAGACCUCAAAGCGAAGGCUGAGGAAUAUGACAAGAUGAGGGCAGAACUACAGAACGCUAAACGCCAACGUGAGCUUGUCAAGAGUCUGCUUGUGGACGCGACAGCUGAAAAGGAAAUCAUGUAUGAGGCUUUCAAUGAGGAAUUGGAUGCAAUGUACAACGAUGCCAAUCUCCCUCACGACGAAGCAUGGCAAGCCAUGACUAACGAUCUCAGCAAGACGAAGGAAUCUAGGAAUGCUCUUAGUCACGAGAAUUCGACGCUAAAGAGACGAAUUGCCGAGUUGGAGGCGGAGAAGGAAGAGUGGGAUCUUCGUGUCGAUGCGUCCUCCCGUGACAUUUAG
Pisolithus orientalis is the source of this 3729-nucleotide messenger RNA. RefSeq lists its product as uncharacterized. Bases 1 to 3729 code for a protein of 1242 amino acids. The transcript is spliced from 15 exons. The record is from RefSeq and is a predicted model, not a curated record. Gene Ontology annotation, molecular function: guanyl-nucleotide exchange factor activity. Lineage: Eukaryota; Fungi; Basidiomycota; Agaricomycetes; Boletales; Pisolithaceae.